This is a messenger RNA of Volvox carteri f. nagariensis, 687 nucleotides long. RefSeq lists its product as uncharacterized. The annotation marks the transcript as partial. Gene Ontology annotation, molecular function: phosphoric diester hydrolase activity. Lineage: Eukaryota; Viridiplantae; Chlorophyta; Chlorophyceae; Chlamydomonadales; Volvocaceae. The transcript has 4 exons. The record is from RefSeq and is a predicted model, not a curated record. Gene Ontology annotation, biological process: lipid metabolic process.
AUGUUGGAAACUCAAGGAUUCGUGCUCGUGGCGCAUCGUGGAAACAGUGCAUGUGCCCCGGAGAACACACUUGCGUCUUUCGAUUCCGCCCUUGAUGCCGGGUUCCCCCAUUUCGAGACGGACUGCCAGCUGACCGCGGACGGCAUCGUUGUCAUACUUCAUGACGAGCAGCUAGGCCGUACGACGCCAGGGGCUCGGGGUGCAGUGGCCGAGGCCGCCUGGGGGGAGCUGCACCAGCUGGAUGCAGGCAGCUGGUUCGGUCCGGCGUUCGCCCGGGCGCGGAUACCCCUGCUGUCGGAGGUCCUUCAGCGCUACCGCGGCCGCGCACAUGUACACCUCGAGCUCAAGAGCACACAACCCGAACUGCCGGCUGCAGUAGCCAGGGAAGUCUCUCUUGCGGGCUGGUGGGUGCCGGGGGCAGCGCCACUACUACCUGACUUGCCGGCGGCAGAGGCAGCGGCGGCAGCGGCACCGGCACCGGCACCGGCACUACAGCCGCCGCUACCGCCGGCGGGCUUCACGGCGCCGGCACUGAUACUCCAGCAGCAGCUGCAUGAGCGAGACUUUGGUGUUCCCGGGUUGACCAUCACAUCGUUUCAUUUGGGUCAACUUCGUCGCUCGUUGCAGAUGUUACCGGAAGUGGUGCACGGCUGGCUGGUGCAUGAACUGACCGAUGAAGUAAUUCAG